Messenger RNA from Ruditapes philippinarum (Manila clam), 951 nucleotides. RefSeq lists its product as uncharacterized. Bases 448 to 951 code for a protein of 167 amino acids. NCBI's taxonomy places the organism in Eukaryota, Metazoa, Mollusca, Bivalvia, Venerida, Veneridae. The transcript is spliced from 5 exons. The record is from RefSeq and is a predicted model, not a curated record.
UCAUUAACAGACUAUUGGCUAAUAAUACAACAUGGUGCGGUCCCAAUCUGCGAUGACCGACAAGGAUGGUAACUUCUUGAAAAGUGUUUCUGCAUUGCGUCUAGUUGGAGAAGGUAUUGAACCGUUAGUUGAAGAAGGUUCGCAUCAGUAUACGGAAGAUAUAAUUUUUCAGGCAAGACAGGAAGCUGGACUUUGUGGAAAAGACGUUUGUGGACAUUGUACAACUCAUAAUGCUGUACCGUGCAAUUCUGGAAAUGGACUUUGUCAUUAUGGCAAAGACGGGAAUUGUCGAUUCCAUGAUGUAAGUGAUCCUCUGAAGGCAAGCAAACCUUGCCCGAAAGGUAUCUGCAACUGAUUGUCCGAUUAAUAAAAUCACGCCAUAGAUUUCAUUCACCUAAUUUCAAAAACACUGAUGCAAGAAGGUGGUUCCAAAACCCUUUCGAAAUUAUGAAAUGUUUUAUCCCGACUGAUGGAUAUCAAGAUAUCGAAACAGUUGAAGAGACAGAUUGCGCUGGACUGCUAUCAGUGAUUAUUAAUUGCAAAUCCUUCCAGUCCCUAGUAGCAGCAGACCUAGGAUCACCAGAUAACAUUUUUGUUAAGAUGAGAGAAAUCAGAAACAAGACGUUUCAUUCUGCAGGUUACAGCAUUACAGACAGAGACUUGCAGGAGUACAUGAAACUUAUGCUAUCUAUCUUAAAUGAUGCAAUGUUUCUAGCACAUGAUAAAGAUGCUCAGACUGCAGCUGGAAAGAUACAAGAGAUUGCUGACAGUUCUGUACACGUAUACUGUGGCGAAGAAGUGCAUGAUUCGGGUCUAAAUCCUGAAUCUGACGACAGCGAGGACAAUACCACCGAGAAAGAACAUUGUGAUACAUUUUUCUUAGAGGAAUAUGAUAUGUUGCCACAAGUCAUAAGUCAGAGAAGACCAGAGAGGGUAGCUCCAUCAAGUUAA